CUGUUCCAUUUUUUCCUUGUUUCUAAUUUUCCUACUUCCCCCCACCUUCUUCAAUUCCUCUAUAAAUUGCACCCACCCCCACCUUCAUUCCACACACACUAACAUCACCUUUCCCUACACACACAUAACUUAAACACUCAGAAGAAAAAAAUGGCGACAUUCCCAGUUGUGAACAUGGAGAAACUGAAUGGAGAAGAAAGGUCUGCAACAAUGAACUUGAUCAAUGAUGCUUGUGAAAACUGGGGUUUCUUUGAGAUUGUGAAUCAUGGGAUAUCGACCGAGCUUUUGGACACUGUGGAGAAGAUGACAAAAGGGCAUUACAAGAAAUGUAUGGAAGAAAGGUUUAAAGAAAUGGUGGCUAGUAAAGGCUUAGAAGCAGUUCAAAGUGAAAUUGAAGAUUUGGAUUGGGAGAGUACUUUUUAUCUCCGUCAUCUUCCUGAAUCCAACAUCUCUGAGAUCCCUGAUCUUGAAGAUGAAUACAGGAAGGUGAUGAAGGAGUUUGCUAAAGAAAUUGAGAAACUAGCUGAAAAUAUCUUAGACAUAUUAUGUGAGAAUUUGGGAUUGGAGAAGGGUUAUCUCAAGAAAGCUUUCUAUGGUUCCAAGGGCCCCACCUUUGGGACCAAGGACGAUAAGGUCAGUGGGCUCCAGUUACUUAAAGAUGGAGAAUGGAUUGAUGUGCCACCUAUGCAUCAUUCGAUUGUCAUCAACUUGGGUGAUCAGCUUGAGGUGAUUACAAAUGGAAGGUACAAGAGUGUGAUGCAUAGAGUGAUUGCUCAAACAGAUGGGACCCGCAUGUCGAUUGCAUCAUUUUACAAUCCGGGCAGUGAUGCUGUGAUCUACCCUGCCCCAGAACUAGUAAACAAAGCAGAAGAGAAAAACAAUAUCUACCCGAAAUUUGUGUUUGAGGAUUACAUGAAGCUCUAUGCACAAGUGAAGUUUCAGGCAAAAGAGCCCCGAUUUGAAGCUUUUAAGACAGCUAUGGAAGACACCAUCAGAGUCGACCCAAUUGCAACUGUUUAAGAUCAAAAACCUACAGUAAUGGUGUUUGUGUGUCUGCGGAUUUAAUAAAAUAAAAGGUUUAUACAUAAAAAAAAAGGAAAUUAAAUUAAUGUGUUGGGAGUAUAUUCAUAGGUGUUGUGUUUCUAGUGUCUUGCAGGCGUCUAUCUAUGAAUGUUUGUAUAAGAACACCAAAUCUUGGAAAUGCCCUAAUAACAUAAUGACAUAAUUUCUGUGUUUUUCCAAUAUCAAUGUUUGCUUAAUAGUAACUCAAUAAUCCAGCUCCU
Lactuca virosa is the source of this 1283-nucleotide messenger RNA. The record is from the annotation of a GenBank genome assembly. Lineage: Eukaryota; Viridiplantae; Streptophyta; Magnoliopsida; Asterales; Asteraceae.